Messenger RNA from Rotaria sp. Silwood2, 1857 nucleotides. Lineage: Eukaryota; Metazoa; Rotifera; Eurotatoria; Philodinida; Philodinidae. The record is from the annotation of a GenBank genome assembly.
AUGGCGACAACAAUUCACUCUACCUCAACCGAAGUACAUGAAAAUAAUAUUGAAACCUACUCUUUAGUUUGGCUCGAAUCUGCUGUUAAUGAAGUUAGCGAGUAUAUCGAAGCUCAAAAGCGACUUCGUAAAAUAAUCAAUCAUCUAAAGACAUUUGAUGACGUCGAACAAUGCGAGUCGUAUAUACGAUCUGUUAAAAGCAUAGAUACGCAAUUGAAUGCACUUGUCGAGCAAAUUCUAUCGGAUCAAGCAACAAGACUUCGUAAUAAGGUCGAUGAAAUUCUUCCCAUCAAUAUUUUUAAUGCGAAUAGUCAAUCAGAAAAAUCAACAACGGGACUCAAUGGUCAAUUUGUUUUCUCUCAAUUAUUAAUAGAUCGUCUUCUGCGCAUGAAACCAAAAGCAACAGAUAAAACUGAAUUGAUCGAUCGAUGUAAAAAGUUCUACAAAGAUAAUUCAAGUGAAUUGGCAAUCGUUCAAGAGUUUGAAAAAGAUUAUGUAUCUGAUCGUGCUCUAUGGUGGUAUACGAGAGAAUCAUUUCUCUAUCGACUAUUGAACAAAGCUCUUCGAACGCAAGAUAUUGAUUUACUCUUUCUCUUUCGGUUCUUCAUGCGUGAUAUUCAAACACAACUUCAAAAACUUCAAUGUUCAACUUCUCUUCAUGUCUAUCGUGGUCAAGUUAUAUCAAAAGAUGAACUGGAAACAUUAAAAGCUUGCAUGGGACAAUUCAUUUCGAUGAACUCAUUUCUUUCCACUAGUCUUGAUCGGCGACUUGCUUUAUCGUUUCUCUCUAGUUCUACAUCAUCCUGUGAUCUUCAACGUAUUCUAUUCGAAAUCGAUCUUGAUCCAACACUUAUUGGUAUCAAACCGUUUGCUGAUAUUACAUCAAACAGUUUUUUUACCAAUGAACAAGAAGUACUGAUCAUGUUGGGAUCAGUAUUUCAACUGGUUAACAUUGAUUGUCAAAAAGGAGUGUGGAUUGCUCAAAUGGCCAUGUGUAGUGAUAGUGAUAAUAGUUUGAAACCUAUUUAUGACCAUAUGAAGAAGGAGUACGAUGAAGACGAUUCAGGAUCAAGUGAUUUCUCAUUCGGUAUUCUUCUGUUCAAAAUGGGACAAUACGAUAAAGCCGAGAAAUAUUGUAAUCGUUUACUAAGCGAAUUGCCUCGUGAUCAUCCAGAUUUAGCUCCUUGUUAUCAUAAUCUUGGCAUGGUCGCAAAUCACAAAGGCAAAUAUGAUGCAAGUCUUGACUGGUUUGCCAAAGCACUUGAAAUGUAUAAUAAAGCGCGUAAACCUGACGAUCCUGUUAUCGCAACUACUUACAAUAGUAUUGGCGAAGUUCAUUUCCGAAAAGGAAAUCGUACGGAUGCUCUCGAAUCAUUUAAAAAAGCAUUAAAUAUUCGCAAAAAAGCAUUUGGGGAAGAACAUUUACAAGUGGCAAUGUGUUAUCAUAAUAUGGGCAAUGUUUAUCAAGAAGAGAAAAAAUUUCAAGAAGCAUUCGAAUGUCAUCAAAAGUCAUUGAUGAUUCGACAAAAACAUCUGCCUACCAACCAUCCGGACAUAGGUGCAUCCGUACAGUGUAUUGCUGGCAUUUAUAUGUGUCUUAAUUAUCCAGACCUUGCAUUGCAAUAUUAUAAUAUGGCAUUAGAAAUCUAUCAAAAAUCACUGCCUAGUCAACAUCAAGAUAUUGGAAUGUUGCACUACAAUCUUGGUCUGCUGUAUGCUGGCAAGGAAGAUUUUCAACAGGCAUUAACUAAUUUUCAAAAAGCAUCAUCUAUAUUUCAUGCAACAUUGCCUCCAACACAUCCGUUUAUUGGCAUAGUCAACCAAGACAUUCAGCGUGUCUCCGCUAGACUCAAAUAG